AGCCCUUGCGUGUUGACAACAUUUGUGUCCUCGACGAACCUAAAUUUAUGAAAUUGAUGUCAAACGUCGUGAAAACGUUAGCAUCUGAUUCCAGGUGCGGCAGUGUAGAGCAACGAUACGCAAGCAUGAAGGUGGUGGUGGGUCUGACUUCUCUUCUGGUGGCUGUCGUGGCCGCUGCAGCAGGAGUUAUGACGGAGAGAAAACGGCAACAAGAGCUCAAGGCAUGCGGCUGCGGAGAUGGCGAGUGCUGCAACUCGGUGCGUCCCUCUGAACGACGUUACCAACUUCCGCACGCGCACGUGGAGCACUGGGAUACGCGCAACGGCGAGUGCGACUCGAGCUGGGCCAAGCUGGCACCAGGAGGGGCUGCAGACAGUCAAGGUGACAAGCCGCGCACCAGCUUCGGGACGCUCAUCCUGUUGCGCCACGGUCAGAGCGUAUGGAACCGCAAGCCUGAUCGCCCCUCGGACUUGUGGCGCUAUGCCGGAUCCAUCGACAUUCCCUUGAGUGAGGUAGGCAUGCAGGAGGCUUACGAGGCGGGAAAGAGGUUGGAGUACGUACCGAUCGACGUGGUGUUCUGCUCGCAGAUGGACCGUGCACGCACGACCAUGUCACUGGCAUUGAGUGUGCACUCCAGUAAGAAAACCCCAGUUGUGGAACAUCGCUCACCACUGGAAAACCCAUCCUUUGAGGGAGUCAAUGACAAGAACCCCUACGACUUCAUCAUCCCAGUGUAUGUGUCUCCGACACUAAAUGAGCGCAAUUUCGGUGAUCUGCAGGGUGUGCCAAGCACAAAGCAUACCGUCAUGUUUAACAGAGAACACGUGAAGAAGAUCCGAAACGAUUAUUACACGCGAUUCCCAGGCGAAAAUGGUGAAAGCUGCGAAGACAUUCACAAACGGACCAUCCCAUUUUUCAACUCGUUUAUCCUACCUCAUCUUGCUGCGGGACGCAACGUGUUAGUGUCCUCGCACGGUUUUGUUAUCCGGACGCUCAUUAAGUACCUGGAUGGCAUGGAUGCAAACGAGUUCAGCGAGCAGAUGAAGUUGGAGAAGACAGCACCUGAGAAGUGCCUGCUGCUUGCUCCGACCGGUAGGCGGUCUCAUUUCCAAAUUUCCUUGCUCCGUGGUAUCUAAUACUACGGUUUAUGUCUAUCUAGGCGUUCCACUCAUGUACAAGUACGAGAAGGGGGAGUUCAAAAAGCUCGCACAGACUCGCCGCGAUCGUGCGGAGAGUUUAAGUCGAAGCAUUGCGCCGUAUUAGAGGGAUUGAAGUGCUGUGCUGCUGAGUUUGUUUUACGGGAAUGAUGUCGACAGGUUGACGUUCAUUCAAAGCAGAUAGAGUGCAUCAUUCGUGUCGGAUACUGUACUCAUUACGCACAUUUUGCAGAGCUGUGUUGUUCAAAAUAUUCACUGAAGGAUCAAGGCCGAGUUGGUAAUUUGCAUUGAUGCGUGCAUCAUCCGUACCCUGCAUCUUCGGCUCAUUUUUCUAUCUCGGUGGUAAAGUAUACUGAGGGACUAUGCUUCUCCAG
This is a messenger RNA of Phytophthora nicotianae INRA-310, 1531 nucleotides long. RefSeq lists its product as hypothetical. Bases 48 to 1136 code for a protein of 362 amino acids. Gene Ontology annotation, biological process: glycolytic process. Gene Ontology annotation, molecular function: intramolecular phosphotransferase activity. The transcript has 4 exons. The record is from RefSeq and is a predicted model, not a curated record. NCBI's taxonomy places the organism in Eukaryota, Oomycota, Peronosporomycetes, Peronosporales, Peronosporaceae.